GCCCACUCUCGCCGCGGUAUCCUGGCGGCGGCGGCUUUGUCUCUUGGGCUGGUCCCUGGCGGCUCCCUCCCCGGAACAGCUGCCACCGAGGGAGGAAGCGGCGCGGUCCAGAGCCCUAGUGCUGAAGCCCCCGAGCCCUCGUCAUCCACCACCACCAUGUAAGGGCCAUGAAAAGGGCUCGUCCUGGCGCAGCGCGGACAUGGAGGAGGACUUAUUCCAGCUAAGGCAGCUGCCGGUGGUGAAAUUCCGUCGCACAGGCGAGAGUGCAAGGUCAGAGGACGACACGGCUUCGGGAGAGCAUGAGGUCCAGAUUGAAGGGGUUCGUGCAGGCCUAGAGGCCGUCGAGCUGGAUGAUGGGGCAGCUGUGCCUAAGGAGUUUGCCAAUCCCACCGACGAUACUUUCAUGGUGGAAGAUGCGGUGGAAGCCAUUGGUUUUGGAAAAUUUCAAUGGAAGCUCUCUGUUCUCACCGGCUUGGCUUGGAUGGCCGACGCCAUGGAGAUGAUGAUCUUGAGCAUCCUCGCGCCGCAGCUGCACUGCGAGUGGCGGCUGCCCAGCUGGCAGGUGGCGUUGCUGACCUCGGUGGUCUUUGUCGGCAUGAUGUCCAGUUCUACCCUCUGGGGAAACAUCUCAGACCAGUAUGGCAGGAAAACAGGGCUGAAGAUCAGUGUGCUCUGGACCCUGUACUAUGGCAUCCUCAGUGCUUUCGCGCCCGUGUACAGCUGGAUCCUGGUGCUCCGGGGCCUGGUGGGCUUCGGGAUCGGAGGGGUUCCCCAGUCGGUGACGCUCUAUGCUGAGUUCCUUCCCAUGAAAGCCAGAGCUAAGUGUAUUUUGCUGAUUGAGGUGUUCUGGGCCAUCGGGACAGUGUUCGAGGUUGUCCUGGCUGUGUUUGUGAUGCCCAGCCUGGGCUGGCGUUGGCUGCUCAUCCUCUCAGCUGUCCCACUCCUCCUCUUUGCUGUUCUGUGUUUUUGGCUGCCAGAGAGUGCAAGGUAUGAUGUGCUGUCCGGAAACCAGGAAAAGGCCAUCGCCACCUUAAAGAGGAUAGCCACAGAAAACGGAGCCCCCAUGCCUCUGGGGAAACUCAUCAUCUCCAGACAGGAAGACCGAGGCAAAAUGAGGGACCUCUUCACACCCCAUUUUAGAUGGACAACCUUGCUGCUGUGGUUUAUAUGGUUUUCCAAUGCAUUCUCUUACUAUGGAUUAGUUCUGCUCACCACUGAGCUCUUCCAGGCAGGAGAUGUCUGCAGCAUCUCCAGCCGGAAGAAGGCGGUAGAGGCAAAAUGCAGCCUGGCCUGUGAGUACCUGAGUGAAGAGGAUUACAUGGACCUGCUGUGGACCACCCUGUCUGAGUUCCCAGGUGUCCUUGUGACUCUCUGGAUUAUCGACCGCCUGGGCCGCAAGAAGACCAUGGCCCUGUGCUUCGUCAUCUUCUCCCUCUGCAGCCUCUUGCUGUUUAUCUGUGUUGGAAGAAAUAUGCUCACUCUGUUACUCUUCAUUGCAAGAGCGUUUAUUUCUGGAGGCUUCCAAGCAGCUUAUGUUUACACACCUGAGGUCUACCCCACGGCGACCCGAGCUCUGGGCCUGGGCACCUGCAGCGGCAUGGCAAGGGUGGGCGCGCUCAUCACCCCGUUCAUUGCUCAGGUGAUGCUGGAAUCGUCCGUGUACCUGACGCUGGUGGUUUACAGUGGCUGCUGCCUCCUGGCUGCCCUGGCCUCCUGCUUUUUGCCCAUUGAGACCAAAGGCCGUGGACUGCAGGAGUCUAGCCAUCGGGAGUGGGGCCAGGAGAUGGUCGGCCGAGGGACGCACGGCACAGGUGUCGCUAGGUCGAACUCGGGCUCUCAGGAGUAGUGACCGAUGGGGGGCUGAGCUGGUUUUUGAGGCUGUAGAGAGCGGGGAGCUGCUGGAGCCCGGCUGGGGCACUGAUCGUCACUGCCCACAUCAAGAACUCACCCAAAGGUACCACCUGGACCAGCGAGGUUUUGUGUCUUGACUGUUUGCUCAUAUUUAUCGAGAUCCAUCCGGGGAUGGGGAGGCAUUUGCUCUGGGGGGUUCUCCGUGUGUGUGGAGGUUUGUUAAUAACCUGUGGAUCUGCAUGGGAAAAGUGCCACCUCAGCAGUGCCCGGUGACGCCGGUAGCCAGCUGGACACCAUCCAGAGUCAGCCGGUCACAGCCUCGGUGAACAACAACCAAAGGAUCUUUGCAGAUACGCUCUAGGCCGGGACCCCUGUGAGACCUGCCACUCACCCACUGGACCUGUUCUUAGGUUUCUCCUGCAUCCCCGGCCCCAGGCUUUCUUCUUUGAAAUUGCAGGUGACCUGGAUGUGGCCUAAGCAGCUUUUUCUUGGGUCUGAGAAAUGCUCCCAGGGAAGGGGCCCCUCGCUUUGCCUUCCCAGGGCUGAGUAGCGGAGACUCUGGCCGAUGGACAUGCAUUUGAACUUGAGCCGCAUGCCUCCACCUGGCCCCCUCUUGGAGUUGCUGUCCCUGGCUUCAGGGGAUCCAAAUGUGGCCAUGGGGACAGCUGGGCUUGCACUAGAUGACAGCCUCAGAAAGCUAUUACCCCCAGGAAUUGGGGAUGGAGGCCAAAGGGAGGUGAGAACCAAGCCCACGACCAAAGCAGGGGCCUCCCCUUUGGAAGCAGCAAAGGUCACGCCGGGGUCUUCUUUUCUGGCCCCCUCGUUGGUCAGGCUGAUUGGUGACUCUUGGGGCAAGAAAACAGUUAAGUCAGGUUUCAGUGCUUUGGAGUUUGAGCGCGGUGGGUGGCCAAAUGGACCGAGAAACAGAAAGAUGCUCCCCCCAGCCACCUGCUCCCGUGCGGGCCAGGGGACCAGGAAUCCUUCCUCCCUGGAUUCUCUGCCGUCCCUGCUGUCAAGGGGUGCCUUGGUCUUUCCACAGAGGCAGCUCCUGGGGUUCCAGCGAUGGACCCCACGGCAUGGAUACCAUGGGUAGGGAGGAACGGGAGGGCCCAGAUGUGUGAAACAUGUACAUUUUCAAAGAAAGAGAAGGGAGGUCAACUGGAUUUGGGGGUUGGCCUCCAGAGGAAGGCCUGAUGCUGUGUCUCAGCAGACAGCAUCCACCUCCACGAUUUGGUUUCCACGAGCCUUUUCCCCGUCAUGAAGGCAGGAACCCAGGGAAGGAGAGACGAAGAUGCCAGAUCCCAUCAAAGGCCAGAGAAGACUGACCGUCUGCUUGGAGAUAUCUGCUUGAAGUGAACAUUCCGAGGAAGCCAAAUGUGUACGUUCACCUUUAUUAAAACAUGUUGGUGAUGGACGUUGCAAGGGUUGAAGUUUGUUCGUUUGUCACAAUAUCCUAGUGACGGUUCAGCCUAACGGUGUUGCCAACUUUGUCCAUGUAGGGUAAGCUCAGUGCUUUCAUUUGCUUUAAUAUGAUAGUCUUUCCAGCAAGGGGGAAAAGGUGCACAGUUGGCGGCCAACUUUGAGUCUAUUGGAAGCAACGCUUCCUUCUAAUGGUGUGGAGGUCACAGUGGGUGACUUCUUCAGGCCCAGGUCCUAGAUCAACUGCAAAUCAUCCCACAUCCCUGAAUAUAUGUACUGCAGCCCCCUAGACCCAGGCGGUCAGAGGGGGCAGCUUGGCAGAGCUUCCUGUCUCUGACACCCACAUUUCCCUGGACCAUGAGUGGCUAAAGCUCUCAUUAUUUCUGGUCUGCUGAGCUCUCCUGGGUAACUAAGAACCUUUGCUUGUCUUUUUUGCCUUCCAGCUGGCCAGACACUGCCGGAUGAGCAAGUCCAUUCGCUUCACCCUCAAAUAACCUGGAGGAUCUGGGGGCUGCGGUGGGGAAGGAGGGCUUGGUGGGCAGAGGUGUUUUCCAGGGGCUGGAGUAAAGAGGCUUGUAGUUGUGGGUUUUCUCUUGUUGAGAAAAUGAAAGGUGAAAACUCUUGGCCUUCUAAAUUGCCUGCCCUUUUAUGAAAUCGAUAUUAUUGAAUGAUACAAGAGCUGCCACAAAAGUUGCCCAAACCUCUGAAAUGCGUGAGACCUUUAGCUGAAGACCUUUGUAUCUAAUUUUGAACUGUCCAAAAACUCCCCUUUUCAUUACUGGAAAUGUCAUCUGUUUCUCUCAGUGUUAGGAAAGAUUUUAGAAAAUGGCAAAAGAUGUUCAAUGUAGCCAGGGUUAUAUGGUUUCUUUCUUUCCCUUCAAGUAUGCUCAGGAAUACAUAAAUGGGAUGUGUUGGCAGUGAGAUAAAAGAGUAUCUUAGAGAUGGACUUUGAAAUGAAUAUGGAUAUGCAUUAUUUUAAAAUAAUGUUAAGCAACAGAGAGGCUUGAAGGAUAAGAUCAUCCCUUGGUUACUACAGUAAACAUCAAAGGACUGGGAUAACCUUGAGCUGCAAGCAACAGUAAAACCUACCAAUAGUAGUUUAACCCGUUAGAAUAUUAAUUGUUCAUUUGACAACAAGCCCAGAGUCAGAGAGUUCCAGGGAAGGCUCAGCAGCUCAACAAUGUCAUCAAGGACCCAGCUUCUUUUUGCCUUUCCUCUCUGCCGUCCUCUGCAUGUUGCCCAUUGACCCUAUGUGUGAAACCUCAUGGUCACAAAAUAGCUGCCAAAGUGCCAGGCAUCAAGUUUUUUUCAAAGAUGUUAGAAUGGGGAAGAAGCAGUCACAGAAGGUUUUCUUUCUAAAGGGUCUGUUGUUUUUGCUUGGAAAGGGAAAUCCCGCAGCAGAUUUACCAUUGCUUUGUAUUGGUAAAACCUGGGUCUCAUGCCCAUCCCAGCAUGAGCCCCCCCCUAGGGCUGGGGAAGGAACGGCCUGUCUCCCACAGGAUCAAGGGAUACCCACAGCCUCUUGAACACAAAAUGGAGAUUCUGGUAGAAGGAAGACAAUAGUGGUGGGAUGGGAGAUAGUUGAGAGAAACCUUGACAGAGUUCUCAUCAAGGCUGUUUUAGUUGCAAGGAAUAGAAAUUGUACUCAGAUUAAUUCAAAUCAAGCAGUACAGAUUUAAUAUAAGACUGGGAACAGUAGUUAAUUUCCUGGGGACUACAAAUGUGGGAAACAGAAGUGUAAGGAACAACAGGAAGAGGGGAAGGUUGUGGCAGAGUAUGGGACAUAGGGGGCAGCUACUACUCAGCUCCAGCUGAUUUUGUUGUACCAUAGAAUCGCCUGAUUUUCAAGACAGGAAUCUGGAUUCUUAUGUGAAAUCUCCAAAUUUUAGUAUGUAAGAUCAAUUUUUUUUUAAUUUUAUUAUGUUGGAUUGUUUAAAUUUUUAAAUGUGUGACUCCAAUAAAAUUUAUCUGUAGGCCAGA
Molecule: messenger RNA, 5250 nt
Organism: Balaenoptera acutorostrata (minke whale)
Lineage: Eukaryota; Metazoa; Chordata; Mammalia; Artiodactyla; Balaenopteridae
Gene: SVOP
Product: SV2 related protein
Exons: 16
Coding region: 200-1846 (548 amino acids)
Biological process (GO): transmembrane transport
Cellular component (GO): membrane
Molecular function (GO): transmembrane transporter activity
Source: RefSeq, a predicted model, not a curated record